Molecule: messenger RNA, 888 nt
Organism: Aureobasidium vineae
Lineage: Eukaryota; Fungi; Ascomycota; Dothideomycetes; Dothideales; Saccotheciaceae
Source: the annotation of a GenBank genome assembly
AUGGCCUCCACAAGAACCUGCUUGUCGCAACUGACACGAACCACGCUAUCACGACCGAAUCUCUACGUCCCUUCAAUCUCGAUACAGCAGCGUGGUGCUGCACAGAGUGCCAACGCCCAAAAGUACAAGCGCAAGGAAUUGCCCACAUCGCAGCGCAAGAAGAAGAGCAGGACCACCUUCAUCAACCAUGACCUGAAAGACGCCAUCCAGUUCCCUCUGCAUCCANGAUACCUUCGCGCAACAGAAGUCGGUCGCGUGCCAACAUCCUCCAAGUACGAACUGCACCUUCGCCUCAAAUCCCUCAAGAACGGUCCCGUAGUCCGCAACCGCAUCCGCCUCCCACAUCCCGUAAAGACCGAUCUGCGCAUCGCCGUCAUCUGUGACCCCAACUCUUCCACCGCCGCUGCUGCAAGAAAGGCUGGAGCGACUUUGGUUGGCGAGGAGGCCAUUUUCGACGCUGUAAAGGAGGGCCGUAUCGAGUUCGACCGCUGUCUGUGCCACCAGGACUCGCUCGCAAAGAUGAACAAGGCGGCGUUGGGAAGAAUUCUGGGUCCCAGAGGCUUGAUGCCUAGCGCAAAGACAGGAACAGUCGUCAAGGAUGUUGCGGCAAGUGUGCAGGACAUGGUUGGUGCAAGCGAGUACAGAGAACGUCUGGGUGUCAUUAGAAUGGCCAUCGGACAGUUGGGCAUGACCNCCGAGGAGUUGUCGAGGAAUAUCAGAAGCUUCAUCGAGAAUGUCAAGAAGGACAUGGCUGGUAUGAGCGACAGAAUUGCCAAGGAUAUCCACGAGGUGGUUCUCUCAUCAACCAACGGACCCGGUCUCAGUCUGAACGGCGACCUCAGAGGUCCUGACUCGAUACCCACAAAGGACCUCGCAACUGCCAUGUAA